Messenger RNA from Archocentrus centrarchus (flier cichlid), 630 nucleotides. RefSeq names its product methyltransferase-like protein 23. The coding region runs from base 1 to 630 and encodes 209 amino acids. The record is from RefSeq and is a predicted model, not a curated record. Lineage: Eukaryota; Metazoa; Chordata; Actinopteri; Cichliformes; Cichlidae. Gene Ontology annotation, cellular component: nucleus; cytoplasm. The transcript is spliced from 5 exons.
AUGUCUCACACAAACACAGCGAACAGAGCUGGAUACCCCGUGGCCAAACUAGGAAAAGCUCUAGCACUGAUUAGCUUCGAGCCCAAUGGAUCUGUCCUCGAACUCAGCGCAGGUGUGAGUCUGCCAGGUGUAGUGGCUGCGCGGUGUGGAGCCGACGUGAUCCUCUCGGACGCCGCCGACAAACCGUCGUGUCUGGAGAACUGCAGGCGCAGCUGUGAAGCCAACGCGCUCCGCGGCGUGGCGGUGGUGGGUCUCAGCUGGGGGGAGGUCUCCCCGGACCUCGUCUUGCUCCCCGAGCUGGACGUCAUCCUGGGCUCAGACGUUUUCUACGAUCCCGAAGAUUUCGAAGACGUCCUGGUGACGGUCGUUUUCCUGCUGAGAAAAAAUCCCAAAGCCGAGUUCUGGACGACGUACCAGGUUCGAAGUGCCGACUGGUCGAUCGAAGUGCUGCUGCACAGGUGGAGCCUGAGCUGCGCCGACAUUCAGCUCCAACACUUUGACGCCGACAGGUCAGAGCUGGGCGGCUCGACGCUGCCGGGUAACCACAGCAUCCAGAUGAUGAAAAUCAGUCUGAAGACGGAGGAUGUUGGACGGAGGACCAUCACCAUAAACUGCUCCACAAUGCUUUAA